UUCGAGGGUUAGGGUUUAACAUUGGAUCAAAUCACAUUACAAGUUUACAACAGAGAAGAACAGAUUCAGCAGAGGGAGGGAUUGAAGAUGUUGUAUAUAAUCGGAUUGGGACUGGGCGACGAAAAAGACAUCACAUUAAGAGGAUUAGAAGCUGUGAAGAAAUGCCAAAAGCUCUAUAUUGAAUCCUACACAUCUCUCCUUUCCUUUGGUAUCUCCAAAGAUGGCAUCUCCACCCUGGAAAAGCUGUAUGGAAAGCCACUUACAGUUGCAGAUAGGGAAAUGGUAGAGGAAAAGGCUGAUGAUAUGUUGUUAGAGGCUCGUGAAUUUGAUGUUGCUUUCCUUGUUGUUGGAGACCCUUUUGGGGCGACAACACAUAGUGAUCUGGUUGUAAGGGCAAAGAAAUUGGAGGUGGAAGUGAAGGUGAUAUAUAAUGCAUCAGUAAUGAAUGCAGUUGGAGUAUGUGGCUUACAACUUUAUCGUUAUGGAGAAACUGUUUCUUUACCUUUCUUUACAGAAACAUGGAGACCUGAUAGUUUUUAUGAGAAAAUUCAAAGAAAUCGAGGACUAGGGUUACAUACUCUGUGUUUAUUAGAUAUACGAGUUAAAGAACCUUCAUUGGAAUCACUAUGCAGAGGAAAAAAGCAAUACGAGCCUCCUAGUUUCAUGACAAUUGGAGUUGCUAUUGAUCAACUCUUAGAGGUUGAACAACUACGUGGAGAAUUAGCUUACAAUGAAGACACAUUGUGUGUGGGAUUUGCAAGGCUAGGAAGUGAGAACCAAAAGGUGGUGGCCGGGUCAAUGAAGCAAUUAAGGACAGUUGACUUUGGUCAACCUCUUCAUUGCCUCACAAUAGUAGGUAAAACUCAUCCUGUGGAAGAAGAAAUGCUUGAUUUCUAUAGAAGUUGAAACCAUGUAUGUACAACUACAACAAACAACAAACUUCAUUUUUGCAGAAAAUGUACCAAAUAUUAUUACUUUUUUAUUUUGGUUUCUUGAAAUUUUAGUUUAAACAUGUUUGAUAUCUUGUGGGGAAAUAGAAUAUUACUAAGUUUUUGAAGAUGUACCAAAUGUUAU
Lactuca saligna is the source of this 1074-nucleotide messenger RNA. NCBI's taxonomy places the organism in Eukaryota, Viridiplantae, Streptophyta, Magnoliopsida, Asterales, Asteraceae. The record is from the annotation of a GenBank genome assembly.